AUGCAAGUAUCUUCCCCUUCUUGUUGUUCCGCCUACUCUUCUAAGCUCGGAAACCCUAGUCCUCACUUUAAUUCUCUUCCCUCUAGGCUCAAUUUCACCUACUUCAAAUCUAUCAAAUGCAUUCAUACCAAUUCAAAAUCCUCCUCUUCAUAUCCCUUGAAACCGAUUAAUCCAAGUGGCGAGUCCUCAGAUCGUUCUGUAUCGAAGCUGCAGCAGCUCGUCUCAGAAUUUGAUUCUCUAACAGAGAGCAUCGACCGUGUGAAACGCCUUCUUUGUUAUGGAACGCUUCUUCCUCCAUUCGACGAGUCGUUGAGGUCAGACUCGAAUCGGGUGAUGGGAUGUGUUUCUAGGGUUUGGUUGGACGUUAAGAUGGAUAGUGAAGGGAAAAUGAGAAUUAGGGCUGAUAGCGAUUCAGAGAUUACGAGAGGAUUCUGUUCAUGCUUGAUUUGGAUUCUGGAUGGGGGUUCUCCAGAUGAAGUGAUGGGAUUGAAGGCCGAGGAUUUGACGCAUUUGAAUGUUGUUGGAUUACAUGGGAAAAGUAAAUCUAGGGCAAAUACUUGGCACAAUGUUUUGAUCAAUAUGCAGAAAAGAACUAAAUCUCUGGUUGCAGAAAGAACAGGAACACAACUGAGCGAUCCAUUCCCAUCUCUAGUUAUAACUGCACAAGGGAUACAAGCAAAAGGAAGCUAUGCUGAAAAUCAGGCAAAGUUCUUGUUGCCUGAUGAAUCAAAAGUGGAUGAAGUUGUUAAUGCAUUGCGUGAGAAGAAAAUAGGCAUUGUUGCGCAUUUCUACAUGGAUCCUGAGGUGCAAGGUGUCUUAACUGCUGCAAAGGAACAAUGGCCUCACAUUCAUAUAUCUGACUCAUUAGCUAUGGCAGACACAGCAGUCAACAUGGCAAAAGCUGGCUGUAAGUAUAUCACUGUUUUAGGAGUUGAUUUCAUGUCAGAGAAUGUUCGUGCAAUUCUUGAUCAGGCAGGCUAUACAGAGGUGGGUGUUUACCGAAUGUCAAAUGAGCGCAUCGGUUGCUCUUUGGCAGAUGCUGCAUCUAGCCCUGCAUAUAUGAAAUAUCUUGAAGAAGCUUCGUUAUUUUCUCCUUCUCUGCAUGUUGUCUAUAUUAAUACUUCCCUUGAAACGAAAGCCAACUCUCAUGAACUUGUGCCCACAAUAACUUGUACAUCAUCCAAUGUUGUGCAAACAAUUUUACAGGCAUUUGCUCAGGUACCAAACUUAAAAGUAUGGUAUGGACCUGAUACCUACAUGGGUGCAAACAUAAUGGAGCUUUUCCAGCAGAUGUCUGUAAUGAGUGAUGAGGAAAUUGCAGAGGUCCAUCCAGAGCAUAAUAGAACCACAAUUAACUCGGUCAUGUCUCGCCUGAAUUACUUUCAGGAAGGAAUGUGCAUUGUACAUCACCUGUUUGGGCACGAUGUUGUGGAAAAGAUUCGCGAAAUGUAUUCAGAUUCAUUUCUAACAGCUCACUUUGAGGUCCCGGGUGAAAUGUUUGGUCUAGCAAUGGAAGCAAAGAAUAGGGGAAUGGGAGUUGUGGGUUCUACUAAGAAUAUUCUAGAUUUCAUCACGCAGAAGGUGAAGGAGGCGAUGGAAAGAAAUAUUGAUGAACAUUUGCAGUUUGUGUUGGGAACAGAAUCUGGAAUGGUGACUUCAAUUGUAGCUGAUGUUGGUAGAAUAUUAUCAUCGGAAAAGUCGAAAGUCAGUGUGGAGAUUGUGUUUCCAGUCUCGUCUGAAUCAGUGACAACAGUUGAAGCGGAAGAGUUUAUGAAAGUUGGGAUUAUUCCAGGAGUUUCAAGCGGGGAGGGUUGUUCAAUUCAUGGCGGUUGUGCUACAUGUCCUUACAUGAAGAUGAAUUCUCUCAACUCCCUCCUCAAAGUUUGCCACCACCUUCCUGAUGAUAUAAAGGACAAAAAUAGGAUUAUUUCAGCCUAUGAAGCUGCUCGAUUCAACUCUGAAACGACACAAGGAAAAUCGGUUGCUGACAUGGGCUGCGAGCCAAUCCUGCACAUGAGACAUUUUCAGGCAACAAAAAGAUUGCCCGAGAAACUUGUCGAUCAAAUUCUUCAUUAA
Molecule: messenger RNA, 2076 nt
Organism: Impatiens glandulifera
Lineage: Eukaryota; Viridiplantae; Streptophyta; Magnoliopsida; Ericales; Balsaminaceae
Product: quinolinate synthase, chloroplastic-like
Exons: 7
Coding region: 1-2076 (691 amino acids)
Biological process (GO): 'de novo' NAD+ biosynthetic process from L-aspartate
Cellular component (GO): chloroplast
Molecular function (GO): quinolinate synthetase A activity; 4 iron, 4 sulfur cluster binding
Source: RefSeq, a predicted model, not a curated record